Molecule: messenger RNA, 332 nt
Organism: Varanus komodoensis (Komodo dragon)
Lineage: Eukaryota; Metazoa; Chordata; Lepidosauria; Squamata; Varanidae
Gene: SPATA45
Product: spermatogenesis associated 45
Exons: 2
Coding region: 1-261 (86 amino acids)
Source: RefSeq, a predicted model, not a curated record
AUGGCUGCCGAUGAGAAAAGGCGCUUGAUUGAAUAUAAUAAGAUGAGGGAAACCAUGUGCUUGCUGGAAGGAAAAAGUGAAAGCACCUGGCUCAGGCCUCAGAGGAGACAUUAUCCUCAAUCUAAUCGCACUUCCAUAGAGAAUUACCAAGAACAGAAGCAUGAUUCCGACAGUGGCAGGACUUCCUGGGUGACCAUCCUCCCCACUCACCAUAGAGAAAAGAGGCAUUUCCCAGAAAAAAACAAUGCAAUCUUUGGAUGAUCUGUCCCUCCAAAUCUGUCUCUGGGCAUUUUACUUGAGUGAAAAAACCAUAAUUAUAUUGCUUCUUUUAA